Messenger RNA from Colletotrichum fioriniae, 2745 nucleotides. Lineage: Eukaryota; Fungi; Ascomycota; Sordariomycetes; Glomerellales; Glomerellaceae. The record is from RefSeq and is a predicted model, not a curated record.
AUGCGUGUCGCGAGUGCCCUCAUUUCCAUCUUGGCCUUGGCCGGCACGGGAACAGCUCGAGUGUCCCGCCGCGCCGUCGACGAAGAUGCUCGUCCUUCCAACGACACGGCCGUCGCGCCUAAGAGGUUCAUUGUCGAACUCGAGCAGGGAGCCGACAAGGAUGCCGUAGUCCAGCAGCUCCAGGCCAACAACCCGGGCAGCAAGAUCCUCAAAGUCUUUGACUCGUCCCUCUUCAACGGCAUCGCCGUCGAGUCGGACAGCGAGAACACGGACUCGCUCGAGGCGAUCGUGCCCGUCGUCAAGGCGUGGCACUCGACGCGCAUCCAGCUCGCGCCCGUCGUAAGCGGCGAGUCGUUCAGCGACGAUGCCCAGGCGCUCAAUUACUCCAUCCACUGGAUGACGGGCGUAGAUAAGCUCCAUGAGCAGGGAAUCUUUGGCAAGGGCGUCAAGGUUGGCGUUGUUGAUACGGGGACGGAGUAUACGCAUCCAGCUGUUGCUGCUGGGUAUGACUUUGUUGGUGACGAGACAAACUGGCCUUAUCCUGGAGCAGAGCGUCAACCUGAUGAGGAUCCCAUGGACCAGGCCGGUCACGGAACACACGUCGCUGGCAUCAUUGCCGGCAAGAGCUCCGAGUUCACCGGAGUUGCCCCUGAAGCCACAAUCUACUCUUACAAGGUCUUCGGCCCUAAUGAGGGCACAGCCGAGGAAGUUCUAAUCGAAGCUUUCCUGCGCGCCUACGACGACGGCGUCGACAUCAUCACCGCCUCCGUCGGCUCCACCGGCGGCUGGUCCGACAACGCCUGGGCCCUCGUGGCCUCCCGCAUCGUCGAGCAGGGCGUCGUCGUCACCAUCGCCGCCGGCAACUCGGGCGACGUCGGUCCCUUCUUCCCCAGCAGCGGCGCCGCCGGCAGAGACGUGCUUGCCAUCGGCUCCGCUGACGCCUCCGUUGUCUCGGCCCGCCAGUUCGCCGGCACCUUUACUCUCGACGGCCAGUCGAAUCGCACCAUCCUCGGCUACCGUCCCGCCGAAGACCUCUUCCCCGCCGAGAUCAAAGGCUGGCCCAUCGUCCCCGUCACGCUGAACAUCAGCGUCGAGAACGACGCCUGCUCGCCCCUCCCCGAGGGUCUCAACUUCACAAACACCAUCCCGCUCGUGCGCUUCGACGAGGGGUGCCAGGAUUACAUCCGCCAGCGAUGGGUCCAGGAGCGCGGCGCGCGCUUCAUGCUCUUCUACCUCACCGAUCGGCCCGUCGUCGGCUUCUCGGGCUCCGGCUGGGCGCAGAGCAAAUGGGGCCUACUGUCCAAGGACGCGGGCGAGGCCAUUGUCAAGACGGUCAUUGCCGGCGGCAGCGUCACGGCCGACUUCUCGCUCGACCAGAACAGCAACUAUGUCGCCAUGUACAACGCCGGCGGCGGGAAGCCCUCGCAGUUCACCUCGUGGGGCGGCACGUUCGACCUCGAGCUGAAGCCCGACGUCACGGCGCCGGGCGGGCGCAUCUUUGCUCCGUUCAUCGGCCACCGCUACCGCGACCUGUCGGGAACGUCCAUGGCCUGUCCGUACGUCGCCGGCGUCGCGGCGCUGUACAUCGGUGCGCGUGGCGGUCGCUCCGUCCACGGCGCGGACUUUGCUAAAGCGCUGCACGCGCGCAUCGUCGCCUCGGGCCGCGCGAUCCCGUGGUCCGACGGCACGACGAAAGAUUUCGGGUUCUGGGCGCCGCCGAUCCAGGUUGGUAGCGGGUUGAUUGACGCUGUCUCCGUGUUGAACGCCACGUCGCAGUUGUCCGGGGAGACCAAGUUUGCGUUGAACGACACGCAUCAUUUCUCGCGGUACCAUCAAGUCGAUGUCACGAAUACUGGUGCGACGGAGCUCGAGUAUAUAUUCACGGUGCAGAAUGCCGCCGGGUUCGAGGCGUAUUGGACUGCUGAGGCUGCUGAUGCGGGUAUCUCGGCUGUGCCGCGCAUCAAGGACCUUGUAGAGAUUGAGCCGAUCAAGAUUGGGGCUGUUGUUGGCUUGCCGGCGGGCGGGUUCAAGGUUGGGCCUGGGCAGACCAAGACUGCGAAGUUCUCCUUCGACAUUCCUCAAGGUCUCGACGCUUCGAGACUUCCCGUCUUCAGCGGCAAGAUUCUCAUCGGAUCGAGCGCCGGCGAUGUUCUCUCGGUGCCCUACUAUGGUGUCGGCGGUAGCAUCAAGCAUGACAUUGCUGACAUGUUCUACACUUCCUACGGAUACCCCCGUGUCUCGUCUGGUGUCAACCGGACCCUUCUCUCUGAGAAGUCUAGCUUCACCUUUGACCUCUCCCUCGCCAAGCAAGACUUUGUCAGACUCCAAGUCGCUCUGACCUGGGGCUCCCGCCAGGUUCGCUGGGAUGUCUACGAACCCACCUAUCAAGAGCGUGAGUGGGCAUACCCUCCCGUCGUCGGCCAGAACAAGUACGUCGGCUCCGUCGCCAGCUUCGACGUCUACAACAGCGUCAACUAUCCCGUCUUCGACCCGGCUACCGACAGCGUGAACAAUACCUUCUCGUACCCACUGCAGGACCAGUCUCGCGAUUCGCCCUACGAGUCGUGGUGGCUCGGCAAGCUGGCUGAUGGAAGCCAGAUUAAGCCUGGAAAGUACAAGUGGCGUAUCGCGGCUUUGAAGGCCUUUGGUAACCCCAAGGCGUCGGAUAACUGGGAGAUAUUCGAGACGCCUGUGAUUGAGGUCCUCCCGCUUGCCGGGAGCAAUUCCACGACUCUCCGGCGUUGA